Molecule: messenger RNA, 1757 nt
Organism: Salvelinus namaycush (lake trout)
Lineage: Eukaryota; Metazoa; Chordata; Actinopteri; Salmoniformes; Salmonidae
Product: pre-mRNA-splicing factor 38A-like
Exons: 10
Coding region: 79-1005 (308 amino acids)
Cellular component (GO): precatalytic spliceosome
Source: RefSeq, a predicted model, not a curated record
UGCACCGGAAGAUAUACUGUAAAAAUGCGAAUUCGUUUCGCAAGGGAAAACAUUUUCAUUCAGUUUUGAGCUGUGAAGAUGGCAAAUAGGACUGUUAAAGAUGCCAACAGUAUACAUGGAACAAAUCCACAAUACUUGGUGGAGAAAAUUAUUCGUACUCGAAUCUAUGAAUCAAAAUACUGGAAAGAAGAAUGCUUUGGACUGACGGCUGAGCUUGUCGUUGACAAAGCCAUGGCGCUGAAGUUUGUCGGUGGCGUUUAUGGCGGAAAUAUCAAACCUACACCGUUCCUGUGUCUCACUCUGAAGAUGCUGCAGAUCCAGCCAGAGAAAGACAUCAUUGUAGAAUUCAUCAAAAACGAGGAUUUCAAAUAUGUCCGCUUGCUUGGCGCCAUGUACAUGAGGUUGACUGGGACAUCAGUGGAUUGCUAUAAAUACCUGGAACCACUGUACAACGACUACAGAAAAAUCAAGAGUCAGAACCGAAAUGGGGAGUUUGAGCUGCAACACGUUGAUGAGUUUAUUGAUGAACUGCUACACUCCGAGAGAAUGUGUGACAUCAUCCUUCCCAGGCUUCAGAAAAGGCAGGUUCUUGAGGAGGCGGAGCUGUUAGACACACGCAUCAGUGCCCUGGAAGAAGACCUGGAUGAGGUGGAGACCAGCGACGAGGAAGAUGAGGAAGAGGAGAAGACAGAGAGAGUUCAGACCCCAGAGCCCCACAGACGGAGUUACCGAGACAACGAUCGGCCUCGCCGCUCGCCCUCUCCACGCUACAGACGCAGCAGUCGUUCACCCAGACGGAGGAGCAGAUCACCUAAGAGACGAAGCCCAUCCCCCAGACGAGAACGUCACCGCAGCAAAAGCCCCCGUCGCCACCGCUCCCGAGAGAGACGUCACCGCUCAAAGUCCCCAGGGCAUCACAGAAGCCACAGGCAUCGCAGUCACUCCAAAUCCCCAGAGAGGAGUUCAAAAAAGAGCCACAAGAAGAGUCGAAGAGGAAACGUGUGAUCCACUUUGUAUUUUGUUCUCUUCGACAGUUCCCUUUUCUGACUUGUACAAAUUUGGCCACAUAAAUGUCCAUCUGUGUAUGGAAUCCCUUGUAUUUUGUUUUCGAAAGUAAUUGCAUUUUAAGAUAUUUUCAGACCAUGUUGCAGAAAGAAUCAAUCUCAAUUUUAUUUCUAAAAUCUGCAGCUCAUAUGGAACUGUCCACAACCCUAUGCAUCGGUGAAUAAAGUUGCUUGGUGGUUUGAACAUAGACUGAGAAUGUCAUGUCUGCACAGUCUCCUUGUAUGAAUUUUCUGGCCAAGCAGGUUAGGGACCAUGGUAACAAUGGUUGUUAAUCCCAAUUAUAUUAGUUUUAAUAAAACCAUUAUUGAGAGCUGUUGUAAAAACAAUUGGUAAUGUGAUGCGUCUCACUACAGAAGUGGGUAAAUAGUUGCAUUUUAUUAUGGAUGGCUGUCAUCAGUGCAGAUAACGAUGUCCUCGUUUGAAUGUGUGACUGGUUUGUGGUAUGAGUUGCACCCUGAAAGUGUUAGCCACAUUUAUACAAAUAAAUAACUUAUGUGCUUUUGACAAAACAUUUGUCACAAAUUGCUUAACAGUAACCCGGCAGAGACCAAAAACAAUCGAAAUAAGACACACAGUAUGUCACCUUCAAUUUGGUUAACCUUUUUGAUUGGUUAAUUUUACUCCUUGCUCUUAUUUUUAUGUUAAGUGUUUUGGAUAUUAUAAAAAAAAAAAAAAAAAGAUCUGGAGUCCAA